ACAGCAGAGGCUACUCAACUGUGAAACUUGUCUGCACUUGCAGAGUUGAGCUGACUCAGUUCACACUCUGUAUUUGGACACAAGGGAAGUCUCUGAAAUUCAACAAAGAUGUCCAAAGUCAAAGCUCCAGUAACAGACGAAGUGACUCGAACUAUUGCAGAACAUGUGUUUGCCUCUCAAGUCAAAGAUGAAACAGAGAGAGAAGAGAUUUCUCCAUUUGAUGUGGCAGAUGUCUGUCCCAUCUCACAUCAAGAAAUGCAACAUCAUUUGAUCCUGAAAGAAGAGAAGGAAUCUCAAGAAAAACGCAAGAAGCGUCUGCAGCGAUUUCGAUCAGUUGCAUUAUGUGUUUCUACCACAUCGAAGCUCAUCUCACAGCUACCUUCUGUUCAUGAAAGUGACAUUUCUACUCCAUUGUACCUAACUGUACCCGACUUUCAGAGAGUUGCAAUCUCUGGUGACUACGCAUCAGGGGUAACAGUGGAAGACUUUGAGCAAACUUGUAAAGGUCUUUUUCGUGCCUUGAAAAUUCGUGAGAAGUAUAUGAACUUAUCAUGCCAACGGUAUGCUCGCACUGCUGCAAAGUAUCUGGCCACUAUAGAAGGAGAAACAUGGAAAGAGGAGAAUGAAGUCUACCCAGAUCUUACCCCUCUUCCAAAGAAAGAUGAAGAUCCCUUCAGAACAGACAACCUUCCUGAGGACCUUGAAUAUCAUGCUCAGUUGAAAGAUGGAGUCGUCUACAUUUAUGCCAAUAAAGAAGAUGCCAAGAAAGGAAAACCUAAAGACCUUCCUUAUCCUGAUCUGGAAGUAUUUAUUGACGACAUGAAUUUCUUAAUAGCUCUGAUCGCCUCAGGCCCCGUAAAGACAUAUUGUCAUCGUCGUCUGAGGUUCUUAUCUUCAAAAUUCAAUGUUCAUGAGAUGCUAAAUGAAAUGGAAGAACUUAAAGAACUGAAACAUAAUCCCCACAGAGACUUUUACAAUUGCAGAAAGGUUGAUACUCAUAUCCAUGCUGCUGCCUGCAUGAACCAGAAACAUCUACUGCGAUUUAUUAAAAAAUCAUACAGAACCGAUGCUGACAGAGUUGUGUUCUCGCAGAAAGGGAAGCAGCUUACUCUGAAGGAUUUGUUUGCCGGAUUAAACCUACAUCCUUAUGAUCUGACAGUUGACUCUUUGGAUGUCCAUGCUGGAAGGCAGACCUUUCAGCGGUUUGACAAAUUUAAUGCCAAAUACAACCCUGUGGGUGCCAGCGAGCUUAGGGACCUUUACUUAAAAACAGACAACUAUAUCGAUGGUAAAUACUUUGCUCAUAUUAUUAAGGAAGUUGCUUCAGAUUUAGAAGAUGCAAAAUAUCAGCAUGCCGAACCCCGUUUAUCGAUUUAUGGCCGCUCAAAAGAAGAAUGGACAAAACUCUCAUCAUGGUUUAACAAGCACAAAGUCUUUUCUCCUAACAUGAAAUGGAUGAUUCAGAUACCUAGAAUCUAUGACAUUUUUAGGUCAAAAAAUUUCAUUCCUCACUUUGGGCAGAUGCUGGAGAAUAUAUUCCUACCUGUGUUUGAAGCUACAAUCAAACCCCAGUCCAAUAAGGAGCUCAGUAUCUUCCUCAGACAUGUUACUGGUUUUGACAGCGUAGAUGAUGAGUCCAAGCACAGUGGUCAUAUGUUCAGCACCAAGAGUCCAAGACCUCAGGAAUGGACCAUAGAAAAGAACCCCUCCUACAGCUACUAUAUUUAUUAUAUGUAUGCCAAUAUUAUGGUCCUCAAUAAUUUAAGGAAACAACGAGGUUUGAACACGUUCUUGUUCCGUCCCCACUGUGGCGAGGCUGGAGCUGUCACUCACUUACUGGCAGCAUUCAUGACUGCUGACAACAUUUCUCAUGGCCUGAACUUAAAGAAGAGUCCUGUUCUGCAGUACCUGUACUACUUAACACAGAUCCCAAUAGCUAUGUCACCUCUGAGUAAUAACAGCCUUUUCCUGGAGUAUGCUAAGAACCCUUUGUUGGAUUUCCAUAGUAAAGGCCUGGUAGUCUCUCUGUCCACUGAUGACCCUAUGCAGUUCCACUAUACCAAGGAACCCCUCAUGGAAGAAUAUGCCAUUGCCGCCCAGGUGUUUAAGCUCAGUACAUGUGACAUGUGUGAGAUUGCAAAGAACAGUGUUCUGCAGUCUGGUUUAUCCCAUGAGGAAAAACUGUGUUUCCUAGGGGAGUACUAUCGCAAAGAUGGCCCAGAGGGAAAUGACAUCCGGAAAACAAAUGUAGCACAGAUCCGAGUAGCCUACCGUUAUGAGACUCUGUGCUAUGAACUCAAUUUGAUUUCUGAGGGUUUGAAAUCAUCUGAUUAAAAAGGCCAAGUACAUAUCUUGGUGGUUUGGCCUGCCUCUUUAGUUAAGUCAGAAUCUGUAUGAAACAAGAUGGACUGACAAUAAAACACUGAAGCUGUUCAUUUCUGUUGUGAUUCUAA
Molecule: messenger RNA, 2453 nt
Organism: Protopterus annectens (West African lungfish)
Lineage: Eukaryota; Metazoa; Chordata; Ceratodontiformes; Protopteridae
Gene: AMPD1
Product: adenosine monophosphate deaminase 1
Exons: 15
Coding region: 109-2334 (741 amino acids)
Biological process (GO): IMP salvage; AMP metabolic process
Cellular component (GO): cytosol
Molecular function (GO): AMP deaminase activity
Source: RefSeq, a predicted model, not a curated record